GCUUUCUCAAAAACGAUGCUGGCGCUGCGCUGCUCCGGAUUCACAUGGUGGUUACUUGAGAUCACGUUCGCGUACUGGCUGGUUGGAAAAGAGCAAAAAAUGUAUCAGAUAAGUGUUUUACCAGGACUGAGAUACAUCUCGAGAAAGCCUCAUCGUAUGUGGAGGACCGUCCACUGCAGAGGGGUUCACCUGCUGAACGAAACCCAGCAGAGUAAGGUCAAAUCUCUCACCUGUUCCCUCCACCUGAACAGGGAGCUUUUACUCAAUGCACUCCGAAGGACGUUUUCAAAGGCCGGAGUGAACAAGGUUCAGCCGUAUACUUACGGACGAUGCUUUUCCUCCCAGCCCGUCAGCCCUGAGGAUGGAGUCCUGAUCUACUCUGGCAAUCUGGGCAAAGCUGUGCUCGGAGUGAAGUUUUUCUCCUACUCCACCAGCAUGUUCAGCUUGUGCGUGAUGCCCUACGUCCUCACGAAGACGGGCCUCGGGGUAAGCAGCUUAGCGAUGAAGGUGGCGUUCUGCGGCUUCAUCGGGUUCUUCACCUUUCUGACUCCGCUGCUCCUCCACCUGAUCACCAAAGGCUACGUGGUGCGCUUGUAUCACAACAAAGACACGGACAUGUACACGGCCGUCACGUACAGCGCGCUUCUGGUGGAGAAAAAGACUGUGUUUCACCAGAGUGACGUCAAAAUCCCCGACGUGAGCAGGAUGUUCACAAGUUUCUAUGCCAAAAAGCGCUCGAUGCUUGUAAACCCGAUGCUUUUUGAAUUGCCCCACGACUACAACCACCUGAUGGGUUACGAUCAGCCGUUCUCGUUCGACUUGGACGAUUUAAAAAAGCCAGAUAAAAGUUAAGUGUGGUCAGGUUGGUUGUAUCUCUGUAACACUUCAUAAUCACAUAUAAAGGACUGUUAUGAACUAGAUUUUGAAUGCAGGCUGAAAGAUCCCAGCGGGGUGUAACUUAUUUGAGACUUGCUGUAAAUAAAUCUGUCUGUCUGUUAUAA
Messenger RNA from Colossoma macropomum (tambaqui), 1001 nucleotides. RefSeq names its product transmembrane protein 70 (gene tmem70). The record is from RefSeq and is a predicted model, not a curated record. Lineage: Eukaryota; Metazoa; Chordata; Actinopteri; Characiformes; Serrasalmidae. Bases 16 to 852 code for a protein of 278 amino acids. Gene Ontology annotation, cellular component: mitochondrial membrane. The transcript has 3 exons. Gene Ontology annotation, biological process: mitochondrial proton-transporting ATP synthase complex assembly.